AUGGCAGAAGAUGAAACAAAAGCAUUGAAGGAGUUCACGGCUCUUACUGCACUCACAACAUCAUCUUGUAUUGUUGUAGCUCCCAUUCCUGCAGGAGUGCGUUUUGAGAUUAGACCAGCAACAAUCCAGAGCUUGCCUAACUUUUAUGGGAAGACAAAUGAAGAUCCUUAUCUCCAUGUAGAGGAAUUCAAAGACAUAUAUAGAACUUUUCGGUAUGAGAUAUCAGAUGAGCAGAUCCGUUUAAGGCUUUUUCCUUUUUCAUUGAAAGACAAAGCAAGAAAGUGGCUGAGCUCUCUUCCCCCUGGUUCCAUCAAUACUUGGGAUGAUUUGGUUAAAAAGUUCUUGUUGAAAUUCUUCCCAGCUAAGAAAACCAAUGCACUCCAAACAGAAAUCUUUGGCUUCUCUCAACCUAAAGGAGAACCUUUUUAUGAGAGUUGGGAGCGUUAUAAGGAUUUGUUCUUGAAAUGUCCUCACCAUGGAUUUUCUAAACCCCAGAAGGCUCAAUUUUUCUACAGAGGUUUGAGCUCCCAAAGUAGAAGUAUGGUGGAUGCUACAGUUGGUGGAACCUUGAUGGGAAAGACGGCAGAUGAGGCAAUUCAAGCUUUUGAGACUAUAUGUGAAAAUUCGAAGCAAUAUGAUCCUUAUACAACAGUGCCCAAAAGAGGAGGACUAUAUGAGGUUAGUGCAAGUACUAAGUUGGAAGAGCAAGUUGCAACCUUGGCAAGACAAAUGAAGAGCCUUACUCCUCUGUUAAAUAAGGCUGCAAGGGAGACAUGUGCUUUGUGUUCAAGUAUUGCACAUACCACCGAGGCAUGUUCCGAAAAUUUCUUCCAAGAUGAGCAAGUCAACAUGAUUGCCGCUGCCUUGAAUGAGAGAGAACAAGGGCGUUUACCUAGCCAAACUCUUGCUAAUCCAAGGGGUCAAUUUGAGAAACAUGAACCUAUGAAAGCUGUGAUCACGUUGAGGAGUGGAAAAGAAGUUGAUAUUAAAGUUCGUAGCCUAGGAGAUAUUCAAAAAGAAGAACCAAAAGAAGAAGUCGAACAGAGGAACCCAGAAAUUAAUGAAUCAGCAGAGAAGGAUUCUGCAGGAGGAUUCAAGCUGCAACAGCAAUCCCGAAAACGAACUGAUUCGAACCCAGCGACUUCCAGCACUCCAGAAACGACUUUAAGGCCUACUACAGAGUCUCAAUUUGUUCCUAAACCUCCAUAUCCAGAAUUACUUCAGAAGCCAAAGAAAGAUAGGCACUUGACUGAGAUUAUGGAACUAUUUCGCAAGGUGCAAAUUAAUAUUUCUUUGCUUGAUGCCAUUAAACAAAUCCCAGCUUAUGCGAAGUUUUUGAAGGAGUUAGGCACAAACAAGAGAAAAUUUGAAGAUCAUGAGAAGGUGUUGUUAACAGAAGAGGUCAGUGUCGUAAUUCAAAUAAGACUCCUUCCAAAGUUGAAGGAUCCGGGCAGCUUUACAAUCCCUUGCACAAUUGGUGAUCAUUAUUUUGAGCGUGCUUUGAUGGACUUGAGUGCAAGUGUGAAUCUGAUGCCGUACUCUCUGUUUUUGAAAUUAAAGCUUGGUGACCUGCAACCAACAUCAAUCACUUUGCAAUUUGCAGACCGAUCAGUCAAGAGGCCAAAGGGAAUUGUUGAAGAUGUGUUAGUGAAGGUUGAUAAGUUCAUAUUGCCUGCAGAUUUUGUCAUUCUUGAAACUAAACCAGAUGCUUAUUCAAGUGAGGAUGUACCAAUCAUUUUGGGUCAUGCAUUCAUGGCUACUACUGAUACCAUAAUUAAAGUAAAAGAUGGACUUCUAUCUAUGACAGUUGGUGACAUGUCAGUGGAGUACAAGAUUUUUGACACUGGGCGACGUCCCUCUGAAGAUGGUAAAUGUUUUAUGGUUAAUUCAAUUUCUCCUAUUACUCAUGAAUCUUUUAUUUUGAAUUCAUCUCAAGAUUCCCUUGAAGUAUGUUUGACACAAUCUGGAAUGGAUUUUGACGCGAAGAAAGAGGUUGAUGAGUUGGAGAAGCUUCUUAAUGCUGCACCGGUUUUUGAAUCAAGAAAGUGGAACCAAUUUGAGUCGUUACCUUUGUCCAGAAAUAAAUUUGUGCCUUCCAUUCAGCAAGCACCCAAGUUAGAGCUCAAGCCACUGCCAUCACACUUGAAAUAUGUAUUUUUGGGUGAAAGUGAGACACUUCCAGUGAUUAUUGCUUCGGACCUUUGUGAAGAAGAUGAAAAGAAGUUGUUGCAAGUUCUUCAAGCUCACAAAAUAGUGAUUGGAUGGAAAAUUGCGGAUAUUAAAGGUAUAAGUCCUACAAUGUGUAUGCACCGAAUCCAUCUUGAAGACAAUGCGAAGCCAACACGAGAUGCACAAAGGCGUUUGAAUCCACCAAUGAAAGAAGUUGUGCGUGCUGAAAUUUUGAAGCUUCUUGAUGUUGGAGUUAUAUAUCCAAUUUCAGAUAGCCAAUGGGUUAGCCCAGUUUAA
This is a messenger RNA of Rosa chinensis, 2466 nucleotides long. RefSeq lists its product as uncharacterized. The transcript is spliced from 2 exons. Bases 1 to 2466 code for a protein of 821 amino acids. The record is from RefSeq and is a predicted model, not a curated record. NCBI's taxonomy places the organism in Eukaryota, Viridiplantae, Streptophyta, Magnoliopsida, Rosales, Rosaceae.